AUGAUUGAAACUAUAUUAUUUUUCAAGAGUAUAUCUGUUUUCCAAUACACAAAUUACUACGUUACUUUGAAUAAAAUACAUUUAUCCGUAUUUACAUGCUGUCUUGUAGCCGGUAUUGGUUCAGAGUUCCUACAAAAAAUAUUGAAUCCCUCAAGAAGUUUCGAUAUAUUGGACAUUUGCGCAAAUAUUCUGGGUUCUUUCUGUGGUUUACUGGUAAACUACUUUUAUUAUUAUAUAAACUAG
Molecule: messenger RNA, 243 nt
Organism: Saccharomycodes ludwigii
Lineage: Eukaryota; Fungi; Ascomycota; Saccharomycetes; Saccharomycodales; Saccharomycodaceae
Exons: 1
Coding region: 1-243 (80 amino acids)
Source: RefSeq, a predicted model, not a curated record